Messenger RNA from Aspergillus pseudotamarii, 2644 nucleotides. RefSeq names its product arrestin family protein. Gene Ontology annotation, molecular function: protein-macromolecule adaptor activity; ubiquitin protein ligase binding. The record is from RefSeq and is a predicted model, not a curated record. The transcript has 5 exons. Gene Ontology annotation, cellular component: plasma membrane; cytoplasm; cytosol. Gene Ontology annotation, biological process: ubiquitin-dependent endocytosis. Lineage: Eukaryota; Fungi; Ascomycota; Eurotiomycetes; Eurotiales; Aspergillaceae. Bases 155 to 1966 code for a protein of 603 amino acids.
UUUUUUUACAACCGACUUCCUGGUGCUUUUCUUUUCAGUCCUCCCACCUUUUUUUCUCUUUCUUAUUUUUCAAGCACCGGCCUUUCGAGUUUCUCCUGAUCUUCUUUACUUAUCUCCUGGCAGCUGCUUGUUUGCGGCUGUUAGUAGAAACGCCAUGGCCCUAAGUUUUUUCAGUGGUGGGGGCAGUGCAAGUCAUGCGAAGUACUUCGAUAUCCGUCUUGAUGAAGAUUAUAUUCUUUUUCGCGGUGGAGAACAAGAAGCUGCCAGUGCACACUUGAGUGGAAAGCUUCUUCUUUGCUUAUCAGAGCCGUUGUCGAUCAAGCAUAUUCGGCUUCACCUCACUGGUAUAUCGCGAGUUUGCUGGCAUCUGCCAUCCAGUUCUGCUGGAGGUGGUAGGAAAUCGUGGAGGGAACGAGUAAUCUAUGAAAAGACAUGGAAAUUCAGAGACUCAGGUAAAGGCAAAACGGAGCUUUUGCCUGCCGGCAACUAUGAAUACCCCUUCAAUCUCGUUCUAGAGGGUAAUAUGCCAGAAAGUAUCGAGGGUCUCAGCGAUACCUAUAUCACCUACCGAUUCAAAGCCGAAAUAGGACGCAAAUAUGCGAAGGAUAUAGUUGUCCGGAAGCCAUUGCGUAUCAUUCGGACAUUGGAACCUAGUGCUCUCGAACUUGCUCAUGCUAUGUCGGUGGAGAAUAUUUGGCCCAACAAGAUCGAGUACUCGAUAAGCACUCCAACAAAAGCGGUUAUUUUUGGGACCAGCAUCCGAAUUGACUUCAAACUUAUCCCACUACUCAAAGGUCUCACAAUUGGACAGAUUGUCUCUCAACUUAUCGAGAGCCAUGAUCUCACCCUCAACCCUGAAGAUCCUGACACUAUUCGCAACACAUAUAAGAACACGCGCACUAUCUUGAAUGACGAGUUUGAGCUGGAUCACGAUAACGCCUUGGAAAUUAUUGAUGAAGUGGCAGAGGGCUAUCAAUUCUCGCGUUAUUUGGACCUCCCUAAAACCCUGACACGGUGCCUGCAAGAUACAGAUACGAAGGGCAUCAAGGUCAGGCAUAAGCUGAAGUUUCGCGUUCAAUUGAUGAAUCCAGAUGGUCACAUUAGCGAGCUGCGAGCUACGCUUCCUGUGUCGAUAUUUAUCUCUCCAAACCUUGCGAUCGACGAGAAUAAUAACCUAAUCGACCAGACUCCACAAUCCGCUCAACGGGCAAUCAACGAUAUUGCUCAGCAGGCACCCCCGUUGUACGGCGAGCAUCAGUUUGACCAGUUGUAUAGCGAGCUUGACCCUAAUGGUUACCGUACUCCGGGACCUGGAAGUGGCCCCGGCACACCAUUUGGCACUCUAAGCCGCAACCUCUCUGCUGAAAACCUCGCUUCUAUGAAUGCUUUGACAAACACCGACAUCUCCGCUUCUGCGCUACACAGCCGUCUAUCAAAUCUAUCCAAUCUCCAUAUCACUCGACCCCAUCAGCCGUCGCCCACCGAUCAUGAGCCUCAGAACGACAGCGAACAACGGCGCUUAGGGGUUCCUGCAGAUUACUUUGGACCAUCAUCGGGUUCUAAUUCUCAUAGCCCUUCGAGCCCGGUGCUCUCGCGGCGACCCUCUGAUGAAGUUGACCAUGAGCAUGUUCCAUCUGGAAUGGCCACCCCGUUCCAUCCUCAGUAUGCGGAAGUGGAGACUCUGAGCCGUGUCCCGAGUUAUUCGACCGCAGUUCGUACAACUGUCCGCCCACAUGAUUCUGAGUUGCCGGAUUAUGAUGCUGUCGUUGCGGAAGACAUUCCCGUCCCCCCACCUCUCCAGUCACCUCAGCAAGCCCAUAUCCGAAAUGUUGGACGCGGAUCUAGCCAACUCUUCCCUUCCCUUGACAUUCUUCAUCACCGGCCGGGCCUUGGUCACUCUCGUUCCUCUAGUCACGAUGAUGAGGACCGGAGACUGCGACUCGUUCAGGCCCGGGCCCGAGUCUAGAUUCAGGACAGAGGCCGCUCCACCUGCAUAUCGGAGGGGAACUUUAAAAUCUCCGGCCAUGUGCAUUCAUGAUGAUUACGGUACUGUCAGCGCUGGACGCUGAGAGGCGCUACAUUUCUGAGACUCCUGAUUUCACGAUAGAAGAAAAGCGUGUAUCUCACUUCGUUUUGUAUUUAUAUUAGACCGGGUAUUGGGUGCUCCUGGUUGCUUCCAUUUUUCUCUUUUCAUAUAUCAAUAGAGGUGGGACGGUAUGGAUUUGUUCACCGGCGUUUAUACUAGAUAGAUGGGUUGGGUUUACAGGGUAUGGAACGGCUUAGGCCGAUGACAAACAUGAGUUAUGGCGACUUUUUACAAACACUUGAUACCUAUCAUUUUCCUCUCGAUACUUGUAGGAGAGCAUUAGAGCCGUGAUGGUAAUAUAUAUCUAUCUAGCCUUCCUUUCAAAGCUAAACAUAGCUAAACCUACGAUCUACUAUGUACUCGAGAAUAUAUUCCUGACUGGAGUGGAGAACUCAUGCAGAAAGAUCCCCAAUGAUUCUCCAGCUCUUGCCACCGAACUGUGGCUGAGCCUUCGCGCUUUGUCUACUUUCGGAUAGUUCGAUCCACGAAGACUGUUCGAGCCACACAUCGGCGUCGUUCGAAUCUCGUCCUUAAGCAGUUUCCAUUGGCUGGUUCCCU